Messenger RNA from Eruca vesicaria subsp. sativa (arugula), 261 nucleotides. Lineage: Eukaryota; Viridiplantae; Streptophyta; Magnoliopsida; Brassicales; Brassicaceae. The record is from the annotation of a GenBank genome assembly.
AUGGACAAGUUUGGUGGCUUGAUGAAGAAGAAGAACAAGGAGAAAGGGUUUUCGGAAUACGACUACGUUGAGGUUUCAAAGAGAGUGAGUGAUGCAGGGACGAUCCAGAUCGCAGCAGCAAGAGGCCGUGAGGGAGGUUUUUCUUUCAAUGAACAGUUUCGAAAACUGUUACCGCCUACGAAAUGGGCUGCAGAGUUCAAUGUAGCAGUUCUUACGGUGCCUCCUAGAAGUGGAAGUGAAUGGGGUGAAACAGAGAAGUAG